AUGAAGCUGACUGUGAUUGGCUCCGCUUAUCAAACGACGAUAAAAUCAACAGAUAUAGAGCUGAGGUCCUGGAACCUGGUGCUGCGGGUGAUCCGCUACAUGACUCAGGGGCUGGACGUCUCCGCUCUCUUCAUGGAGAUGGUGAAGGCCAGCGCCACCGUGGAUGUCGUGCAGGAGAAGCUGGUCUAUUUGUACAUGUGCACGUACGCUGCUCUGAAGCCUAACCUGGCACUGCUGGCCAUCAACACACCGUGGAAGGACAGCACCGACCCCAACCCCAUGGUCAGGGGACUUGCCCUGAGGAGCAUGUGUAGUCUCAGAAUGAAAGACUUGGAUCACUGGGGUCAGAGUGAAGUGCUGACAUUCCUCGUUCGCUAUAAACCCCGAACUGAAGAUGAAGUGUUUGCUAUUCUGAAUGUGCUCGAUGGUUUUCUCAAGAGCAGCCAGCCCAAUGUUGUCAUGGCAACCACCAAACUUUUCCUCCUCCUUGCUGAAGAUUUUCACAACGUACAGACAGAUGUUCUAGAAAGGAUCAGAGGGCCAUUGUUGACUAUUUGCACCUCUGAGUGCCACGAGCUGUGUUUCCUCGGCCUGUGUCAUGCCCGGGAGAUCCUCCGCAGCUUACCCGGGCACUUCAGUGGUCACUACAAGAAAUUCUACUGCACAUACACUGAACCAAAUUACAUCAAUUCACGGACCUACAAUGAAAAGUGUGUGGUUAUUUUGAAGGAGCUGCUGGGCUUGAAGCAGGAACACAUUACCUCAGCCGUCAUUCAGACAUUUCGUGACCUGGUAUGGCUGUGUCCCCUGUGUACAGUGACUGUGUGUGAAGCACUACCAGGAUGUGAGGAAUACAUCAAAGAUGGUGAGGGGAAGCAGGCUCUAAUCUGGCUGCUUGGUGUGCACGGUGAGAUGGUGCCCAAUGCUCCUUAUGUAUUGGAGGAGUUUGUGGACAAUGUGAAAAUGGAGACCUCUGCAGCCGUGAAGCUGGAGUUGCUGACAGCGAUGGUGCGCCUGUUUGUGUCCCGGCCAGCUGAAUGUCAAGACAUCUUGGGCAGACUGCUGCAUCAUGUUAUUGGAGAAGAACUCGAUAUGGUUGUGCGUGAACGUGGGUUAUUGUACUAUCGGUUACUUCAGCAAGGUGUUGAAGAGGUCAAGAAAAUAGUUUGUGGGCCAAGAUCAGAUCCGUCCUUGGGUGUAAUCAGUGGCCAAGCCAAUGAGCCAAUCAAUGCCUGGGCAAAAGACUUCAACACAUUGAUACCAAUCUAUGGUCGGGAACACUGGAAUUGUAUAAUGGCACAGAAGGCAAACUCCUUUGGAGAUCAACAGAUGCCAGAUAUAACCUCCGAAAAAGGCUCAAACCCAGAACACAGUGAAGAGUUGGUCCUGGAUGCUGGAUCUGUCCGCUUGGAAAGCAGAGCCCAGCUUUCACCAGAGCGGUUUGAGGAGUACUGGACAUGCCUGGAAGAUGCUAAAGUUGUGACUGUGGACUGGCAGAAGGAGCCAUGCCCUGAUACCAUCCAGGCUGCCUUUCAGAUUGUUCAUAUUCUCCCUAUUGCAAUCAGCCGAGCAGGAGCACAGCCCUGGAAAGCCUACCUGUUUGCCCGAAAUGAGACUGGAUGUCUGUUUCUAACAGAACUGUUAAUUGACACUGGCAGAACGAGUUUACAAAUUACUGUUAAACAGAGGAACAGUAGUGAAGGGCUGCUCAGCAGCUUCAUUGCUGUCAUUAGAUCGGUGCAGACCCUGGGCAAAUCUGAAAAUGUUGAAGAUGUUUCACUGGCAACACAAGAGCAACACUCUCCUCGCUGAGAUGAAAGUCUUUUUGUUAUCCCAUUGCUGUCAUAAACUACAUUGGUGGAUAAAAAUAAAUUGUUUCUGUCAGCUGAUAUAACUGGAUCCUGUUCAGAUAGACUGCUCUGCUUAAUGUUUUAAUGAACGAUGUGGAAUUUCCAACAGUUUUACAUUUCCUCAGUACUAUACGGGGGUUCUGUGAUUUUCAGGGAACUUGAACCACUCAGUGUUUUUACUCAGAGCCAAGGCAGCUGGUGCAAGAUAACUAACAUUAGGGUUUACAUGGCACAUACAGGUACAGAUAUGAUUUGGUUCCUUGGAUAGUUUUGUAGCUGAAUGGGUGAACUCUGGCAAUGAGUGCUAUCCAGUUUUCACCUUGUGAUGUCCCUAAAUACUAUUAAACUCAUUCCUCACAGGCUGAUGGUUAGUUUUUCAUAAACAACAGAGAUUCCUCAGGUGCUUGAAAUCCAGAGCAGCAAAUGCAAAAUACUGGAGGAACUCAGCAGGUCAAGCAGCA
Molecule: messenger RNA, 2311 nt
Organism: Mobula hypostoma (lesser devil ray)
Lineage: Eukaryota; Metazoa; Chordata; Chondrichthyes; Myliobatiformes; Myliobatidae
Product: AP-4 complex subunit beta-1-like
Exons: 8
Coding region: 1-1812 (603 amino acids)
Biological process (GO): vesicle-mediated transport; intracellular protein transport
Cellular component (GO): membrane coat; clathrin adaptor complex
Molecular function (GO): clathrin binding
Source: RefSeq, a predicted model, not a curated record